AUGCCCAUCUGCGUGGAGGAGUGCCCCCAGGAUUCUGCAGCGCUGGUGUACUGCCCGAAGGCCGCCAGCGUCUCCGAGGACGUCUCUGGUGAGCAGCCAGGGGUGACGGUGAUCACGACCAUCGUUCAGGAGGUCGUCGGCCAGGCCACGUACCCCACCGUGGUGGUGGGCGGGCGCCUGUGUUUCCCCGACGCCGGGGGCCAGGAGGGGUCUGCUGGGGAGCUGCUGGAGGAGCUGCACGGCUACAUUCGGGGCUGGAUAGACGCCAGCUGGGCCCUGCGACUCCUCUACAAGGCUGGCAAUCUGGCGAGCGACGUCCCGAACAACUUCCUCCUUCUCGGCGGCAUCUGCGCGGGCGCGUUCGUCCUGAGCUUCGCCUACCUGCUCCUCCUCCGGUUCGUUGCGAAGCUGCUGGUGUACGUCAUGCUGGGGGUGCUCCCUCUGGGCUUCGGGCUCCUUGGAGCGGCCCUCAUCUCGACGGCGCACGGCCUGACUGGACACCAGGCGCUCUCCCCGAUGUUCGAGUCUGUGCCAGACCCCUUCUGGGCUAUGGUGAUAUCCGACGCCCUGGGCGUCACAUGUCUUCUGCUGGCUACGAUCUCGAUCUGCAUCUGCUGCUUGAGAGACACAGUCGCGAUGGUUUGCGGGUGUAUCAAGGCUUCUGUCGAAUGUAUGUUUGACAUGCCCACAUUGCUGAUCGAGCCUGUGCUGGGCGCAGCGCUGAAGCUAUCCGUGCUGUCUGUCCUCCUGCUCGGCCUCGCUUAUCUUUUGUCCUUGGGCACAGUGCAGGGCGGCGAGGUGUCUCUGGGCGGCACGACGCUGUACGGACUCAACCGGACUUUCACGUACACUGCUGAUCAGCAGUACCGCCUUUUGUUUUACAUGUUCGGCAUGUUCUGGAUCAUGGAGGUUUGCGACGCCUGCCAGCAGUUCACGAUAUCAUACGCGGUCGUGCUGUGGUACUACAAGCCGAAGCCGAAGAGACGACCUCAUUUCCCAGUUGUGCGCGGCUUUCUCAACGCGAUAUGCUUUCAUCUGGGUACCCUCGCGCUCGGAGCGCUGCUGGUGGCCACCACACAGGUGCUGCGGCUGGUGUUGGGCUUCGUCAAGCGCCAGACGGAGGCCAGCUGCAGCCCGACUGGGGCGUGCCUGGCAAGCUGCUGCACUGGUUGCCUCGCCUGUUUCCAGAAGUGCCUGGAGUUCAUAAACAAGAGCGCGUACGUCGACGUCGCCAUCCGCUCCAGCAACUUCCUCCACGCGGCUCUCCACGUCUUCAAGUUCGUGACGCAGGAGGUUCCGGCCAUCGCUCUGCUGAGUGGUACCUGUUGGAUCGCCCAGGUCGGCGGCGUUUUGAGCAUCUCCCUCGCGAGUGGCUUUGGCGUGUACCUGCUGGUCACGAGGGUGGACCCGUGGGUGAAUGUUUCCUCGGAGCAACACGUCUCGGAGCCAGUGCUGUUGGCCAUACUCUCUGGCAUGUUCGGUGUCUGCGUGUCGACAGUGUUCAUGUGGGUAUUCGACCAGUGCUCGGACACACUGCUGUAUGUCUUCGCCGACAACCGGAAGAGGAGUCCUGAGACCGUGUCCACGUACGCCCCGAAGACGCUUUCGAACUUGGUCGACAAGUUCGAGCCGGAGGAGGAGUCCUGA
Prorocentrum cordatum is the source of this 1647-nucleotide messenger RNA. The record is from the annotation of a GenBank genome assembly. Lineage: Eukaryota; Dinophyceae; Prorocentrales; Prorocentraceae.